AAGGUUAGUUUCCUGGUGUGGGUGUGAGGUGGGUGGAAGGGGAAGGAAGGAGUCCCGCGACUGCAGGGGGCCGGUUUGGCGUGGUAGUCGCUGCUCGUCUGGGGCUGGGUGGGGAAUGAUGAGCGUCGCGAGGCGGCGGAGGAGGAGGCGGAGCAGCAGCAGCCGCGGCCGCGCUGAAACCUCCUUCCUGUUUCUCUCCGCGGCGGCCCCGUCGCGCUGUUGACUGUCCGGCCGGAGACGAAAGGAGCUCUGCGGGGGUCCGCCCACUUUGGCAAGGCGCUUGCUGACCGCAGCUGUCAUGGAUGAAUUAGUGGAAGAUGACAUUGAUAUUUUGAACCAUGAAAAAGCAGACACUCAUCCUAAAAGAGAUGAAGAGAUUCCUGUUCCAGUGUACACAGGUGAAGAGUCUGUUGCUUCACAUUUUGCACUUGUCACUGCUUAUGAAGAUAUCAAAAAACGGCUAAAAGAGACAGAAAGGGAGAACUCUGUCUUAAAGAAAAGAGUAAGACUGUUGGAAGAAAAGGUCCUUGGCUCCCAUUUGGAAGAAACAACGAGCUCUAUAGGUCGUGAGCAGGUGAACAAAGCCUACCAAGCCUAUCGUGAAGCUUGUAUUGAACGAGAUAAUCUGAAAAUCAAACUGGAGAAAAUGAUGAAGGAGAACACUGAAUCCCUGAAAGUCUUGAAUGAGCAGUUGCAGUCCAAAGAAGUGGAGCUCCUACAACUAAGAACUGAAUUGGAAACUCAGCAAGUGAUGAAGAGUCUGAAUUCAAGCCCAUCUAACUGGGAAAUAGACAAGCUGAAUAAUGCCCUGAAGGUGCACAGUUUGGAGCAAGAUUUGGAGAAGCUGAGGGAAGAAUGUAAUAAUCUUAGAAAAGAAUUACAAGUAUCUGCACAGAAGGUUGAAUCCCAGCAAGAAAUUGUAAUAAAUGGAGAGUUUGUCAAGCAGCAGAACAUUCAAAGUGAAAAUGUUCAGCAAGCAUACUGGGAAUUGAAGAAGGAGAUGUCUAAUCUGCAUCUGGUGACUGAGGUACAAGCUGAAAUGCUGAGGAAACUGAAACUGAUCCCAUCUGCACCCAAGAAAGUGCCAUCCUAUACUACUGCUGUUCAGUGUAUUGAAGACCUUGAAGAGGAUACAACAAAUCUACAUCUUGCGGCUUCUGGAUCAGUGUGCAAAAAGUGGCUACUUCCACCAACUGACCAAGUUUUCAACAAUGCUGUAUCUUCCCCAUCAUGUACUGAAGAGAGAUUUUGUGACUCUCCAUUUCAAGAACAGAACUCCUAUGGAAAGAUCUCUUUGGAAGAUAAUUCUUGGGUCUUCCCAAGCCCUCCAAAACCUAGUGGGACAAUGUUUUGUGAAAUGAGACACAGAGCGUCUCAGUUAAACUUUCCAGAAAAUAAUUUGGAUCAGUGCAACCAAAACUGCCUGGGCAAGAGUGAAGAACUUUAGGAAAAAGUUGAUACAAAUUUGAACAGGCGCGUGUGUGCAUAAGUGGAAUGUAGCAAGUGUGAAGGAGGAUGAAAGGGUAGCAGUCCAAGCUGGAUCUUACUCUUCACUUGUCUAAAUUUGAAAGCAGUCCAAUGAAAUCAAAAGAAAUGGCAUUUGAUGAAAAUGAGUACACGAGUCACUCAGUCCUCCAGAUUACUAGAGUAUUAAGUCUUGGAGUCAAACAAAAACUGUACAUUGCAGCUGUGUGAAUAACAUUGCUUUGAAAUAGAGCAUCUUCCGACAUUUUCAUAAGCUGUGAGAAUGUUCUUUUUGACAGUAUGUUUUCUCUUUAGGCUUCUCAGGUAAAGAAUAGAAUGUGAUUUUGCUUUUACCUCUAGUUCUGAAGCAGUUACUGCAUUUUCUCAAUGAGUAGUGGGUGUUGGGAGGAAAAGGCGAACAGAUGAAACUAUUGUGACAUAUGUAAUAAGCCAAAUUACUAGAAUUCCUUAACUGUGUUCUCCCUAGCCUUACAGUGAAGAAUUUGAUAUAGUGGAAAAUUGAAAAUCUCUUAAAUAAUACGGUAGAUUCUGCUGUCAUUUUUCAAAUGGGUAAUGACAUUAUGUAGUUACUGCUACCUCUUCUGGUAUUACCCUAACCAAAUCAUUUGGGUGCUUAUCUGUCUGUUACCAAAAUCAUUGCUUUAAGACUUCUGAACCCAUUAAUUUUGCUUUGGUGUAAAAACUUCCAAGCGCCUUAAUCUAGGCAGAAGAACUGUUAACUCUAAAUGCAUUUAAUCUUUUUUUACAGAAACACAUAACUGACGUGUCCUAUACUUAAUAAGAUGCUUCAGGUGUCCAAAAGUUAUGUACAUGGGUAGCACAGUAUUUUAAUUCUCAACAUUCAAAUAAUUUUUAAGCCUUAGCUCCCUACCUUGUAUUAUUGAUUAUUCUGUAGUCAAGAUUUGAUAGUAAACUCUGUUAAUCCAUAUUGAGCUACUUCAAGCAGAGAACUUGCCCUUAAAGGUAUAUGAAUUGCCAGGCUUCCAGCAAUUCUUUUCCAUACUUGACUUUUAAUAUGCAGGGGCAAUUACAGUUUUUCAUAUUAGAAAGCUCUAGUGAGGACCUGACUACAUAGUGAGGAAACAGGUUUAUGUUUUGCUAGUUCAAUGCUGGACUCUUUAUCAGAUCAUUCCAGUAUUUACAAAUUAGUGUCUUCUGCUGUUUCCCACUUGCAUCUAGGUGUGAAUUUGAAACACGAAUAGGAAAAAGUAAAAUCUGUAUUAGAUGUAACAGAUGCAUGUUCCUAAAUGAUAAAGGACUUGUCUUGGAGCUGUGUCUAUAUGUUCUUGAACAGCACCACCAUAUCGGUGGUGUACUGUGACAGAGGGAAUAGUACAUUUUUCCUUUCUUGCAUUUCUAUAUUUCAGUGCUGGCUCCUGUAUUCCUUGUCUAAUAUUGGAGGGAAUGUAAUACGUGAAGAAAAAAGUAUACCUUCUACUGUGGUAGUGAAUGGCAUACAUAAAUAAUGUACAUACCAUUCACCAGAUAUGUUUGUUUUAUCUCUUAUCUUGCUCACGUAGCCUGGCUUGUCUGUGAUUAAUGGAAAUGGUGUCAGAUGCUGGAAUUUAUUCUGACCAAUGAACAUAGCUGACUCGAGGGAGUACAAUCUCCUGAAGAGUAAUAGAACAAACCCAAUAUGCAUAAAAUAAAUCCAAGUCACUAGACUUUAGCUGAUAGAACCAACUACCUGUGUAAUAACAAAGCAGCAGAAGCGAUUUCUCAUGUGGCUGCAUAGCUCUGAUGUGUUUCUCAGGGCCGAUUCUUUGGGUACAAGAGACUUGGAUAAGUGACAUUGUCCAGCACAAGAGCCUCUUAAUGUUUUGAACAUGUGCUGAAGAAACAAACCUAUUUUUAAAUAAAUUAUUUUUCCGUUUGAAAAUG
This is a messenger RNA of Varanus komodoensis (Komodo dragon), 3366 nucleotides long. RefSeq names its product 5-azacytidine induced 2 (gene AZI2). Gene Ontology annotation, biological process: canonical NF-kappaB signal transduction. The transcript is spliced from 8 exons. Lineage: Eukaryota; Metazoa; Chordata; Lepidosauria; Squamata; Varanidae. The coding region runs from base 299 to 1447 and encodes 382 amino acids. Gene Ontology annotation, cellular component: cytoplasm. The record is from RefSeq and is a predicted model, not a curated record.